This is a messenger RNA of Leishmania braziliensis MHOM/BR/75/M2904, 2406 nucleotides long. RefSeq lists its product as hypothetical. The transcript has a single exon. Lineage: Eukaryota; Euglenozoa; Kinetoplastea; Trypanosomatida; Trypanosomatidae. The record is from RefSeq and is a predicted model, not a curated record. The coding region runs from base 1 to 2406 and encodes 801 amino acids.
AUGCUGACCCGAUCGCUGCCACUGCUCCGCCGCCGCGGCAUGGGCCACGUUGUGAAGUACCUGGAGGGAGUUCCCACCCCUACAAAGCUCAUUGACCACCUCGCCGGCGCCAACCUGCAUGCAUCCGCUGAGUUGCCCUUCUUUACUACCGUGCCGCGCUACAUAGACGCGCAGCGGGAGCAGCGGCUUUCUCGCCUCUACUUUCACCAUCUUCUGUACCCCGCUGGAGGAGCUCGACUGCCUUAUCAAGCAGUUGUCGUGCGCGGAGCACGUGCGGUGCGCGCCUCAGUCACGCACCUGCUUUGGGCGAAGAAGGCGACGAGUGGAGUGCCGCAUCAGCCAGAUCACCAGCAAAAGCUUGCAGCAGUCCCUGCCCCUGCGGCGCGCCGACCAAACCCGCUUGCCGUUCCAGACUCCCAGCUCGGCUCAUCAAGCCCUGCGCCGUCGUCGUCUGCCGCAGGAAAGAUGCCCAUCAUGAGCUGCAGCGCAACAAUCCCCACCGAGGACGUUCCAGCUGCGGCGUCGUGGGCUCGAGUGGACCCUGCGAAGCGGCCUUACUUUUCCGCCGGCACUUCAAGCAAUCAUGAGCACCGCCACAGGUCUCACAGUCCUCCAGAAGACAUGAAGCUGCCGGCGAGGACGGUAGUAGACACGACUUUGGCUCCGCUGAGAGGGGUUCUGGAGCACUUCUGGAAUGAAUCGAAGACGACCUGGAACUCGUCGAGCCAAGUUGCCGCGAGUGGGCUGCCCUCCGCCUCUCUCCCAGCUGAACACAAGAUGGCAGAGCGUGUGCAACAGCUGCUUGUGCAUCCGGCAGCUGGACUCCUGUGGAUGCCAACCUCUUCGUCCCUGUCAAACCCUCCGGUUAGCUGUGAAGGAAGCGGGGGUACUUCUAGCAGCGUUCCUGACAGCUCAGAGCAGCGCUACUGGGCAAAGCUGAUGGCGCACGUACAGGAGAGAGUAGCAGCGAUGACGAUGCGUGGUGGCGGUGGUGAUGCGAAAUCCCCUGCAGACGUGCGUACGUUCUUGUAUGUACAGACACGCCUUCCCCCAUCCGCGACGGUAGUGCUUCCAUUAGCACAGGUGCGCGAUCACGUCCACGACAGCAAGCAGACAAUGGGUAACUUCAGCCUGCACAAUGAUACAAGCGAAGGUAUGGUUUGCCGGAUUGCUGGUGGCCUAGAACCAGUGGUGCCGUUUGCUGUGGGCCGCCCACUGGCGCCGGUGACGGCCAAUGACGCUACCGCCUCGCUGUCGGACCGCAUCUUUGCCCACGUGACGUGCCUGACGCGACUCAACAUGCGCGUGUCGUCAGCGCCGUUGGCAAAGACUCCAGCUGUGGCAGCAGCAAAUGGUGACCCCCGUGCCACAGUCGAGUCGCAAGCAGCGAACAUGCCAUGCAGUACGCAUCCAGUCAAAGAAACGGUGCCCCACUCGCGUGACAGCGCCCCCACCUCCGCGGAGCCGUGGUGCUUGGGCGGUGUUAGGCUGGACCUCAUGACACCUCUGCAUAUCCGCACCGUUGCGGAGCGCCACCCAACGAAGCCCUCGGUGCACACGCGCGGGCGCCUGAUGGCACAAGCUCAGAAGGGCACCUCCACGGUGAAGGCAACAACGGGCAGUGCCGAUACCGGCCGGUACGUUAUCGGUCGAACGGAUGCAGAAACGUACGUGCUCCCACAGCGCGAGCUGCUGCUAACGCUUCACGUGCCCACUCACACAGAAGACAUGUGUGCCGCGCAAAAUGUGGAACGACUGCGCCGGCAGGUGAAGAUAGGCCGCGCAAGCCCUGCAGCGAUGUCGGCAGCGUGGCCAACGGAGCAGGCACGACUCACGUCUUCGCGCCGCGCAGCGGGGCAGUACGCAAAUACAAUGAGCGCAAACGAGACAGGCGUGCAUAGUGCAAGCGUGACGCCGCAAGCGGCUACAGCACCCCUUGUGACGCCUCCGUUGGCGCCGCUGCUGGUAUCCCGCACCAGCUACGAGGUGCGCGCACUGCCAGGCGACGUCGUGUACAUUCCACGUGGGUGGGGCUUCGACGUGCAGCGCAUUGUUGGCACAGCCACCAUCCACAACGGCAGCUGCGGUGGUGGUGGUCCUGGCACGGCCAAAGUGGACUUCUGUGAUCACCGCACCGUUGCGGGGCAUAACGGAGCGGGGCGUGGCUGCCGGUCGGCUGCGCCGUCUAACUGCCACGAACCCGCUGAAGCAGCGCCUCGCGUGUCGCCGGCAGCAUCGGUGCAGCUCACCUCUGUCGAGGUGGACGCCUUGUGUCUUCACUAUCAGCCAUACCCCGAGCUGACAGAGGCGCAGGCGGCCGUCUACGUCGCGGCGAACUACGUGCAUGGUGGCGUUAACGAGUUCUACGAACAAGGCGGCAACCGCGUUUAUCGUUCGUAUCGUUGA